UUAGCAGACAUUUCGUAAUCGUUGUUAUGAAAUCAUACCAAAAAUCGACAGAGGUGUGGCGGGGGUGUGGCCUGUCGUGCACGAAAACCUGAUGUUAUGUCUCACAAAAUGGCACAAAAGCGACGAGCAAUUGAGGAUCUUGUGCAAAGAGCAACGGAGUCGAAGAUCAAGAAAUUCGAAAGCAUACGAGGAAAGCAGGUUAUCAACAUCCCCUACUGGGACAUUGUCGUCAUCACAGCCGGGGAUGAAGAUCAAAAGAAUGCUUAUGAUCUUCAACUGAAGGAGAAAUUAGCAAGACAGCAGUUACCUCUAGGCACCAAGUACCAUGUGCUUAAGGACCCUGGAGAUGUUAAAAUUGGACCAGGAGGCUCAAUGAUGGCAGCCCUCUCCUAUCUCCAGACUAUCUACAACCAAAGCCUCUUCACGAAGAAGGUCCUUUUCAUCCCAGCAGGGGGUUAUAGCCAACGGCUACCAAGCGCAAGCCUACUGGGUAAGGUCUUCACAGCGGUUCCCUAUGGACGACCCAUCUAUCAGAUGCUGGAGUUGAUUUUGGCAAUGUACAUUGAUCUUCCUGCUCAUAUGGUCUCUGGAGGCAUCUUCUUGGCUUGUUCGGACGUCAUCAUCCUUUACGACUGCACUGUUGGUGUAGAAUGGUCCUUUGACAAGCCAGGUAUCACUGCCUUUGGACACCCAGCUCCAAUCAAAAUCGGGACAACCCAUGGAGUGUUUUUGUACAAGGACACGCCCAAUGUCUGCUCUCAGGUACAUAUUGUAGAAUGCGAAGAGUUCCUGCACAAGAGAUCUGAAGAUGUCCUCAGGGAAAAGGGUGCCCUUCUACCGCAAACAUGCCAGCAGACCCUUGGCAUCAGUGGUGACUAUGUUCUGGUCGACAGUGGUUACUUCAUGGAUGGUGAGACUGCUAAAAAGCUGAUCGAGUUCUACGAGGAAAGGUCUCCGCUUUCAUGUGAGAUCGAUUCCCACGGCGAUUUCUUGCAUGGCCUCGGGAACUGCGGCAAUAGCAGUUACAUCAAUGACAUGUCCAAUGUCAGCAGUAAAACAGAUAAACUUCUCUCCAUGCGUCAAGAAGUCUUCAAGCUCUUCCAGGGUACACCACUCCAUGUCCUUGUGUUACCCUACUCAAUGUUCUAUCACGUUGGCACAACUGAAGAGCUGCUUGACCAUUUUUGUGAUAACUGCAGCUUAAGGAGAGAACUAAACCUGACCAAAGAUGCCUUCAACAGAUCCGUGGACCUCGGCAUUGGCGACACCAUGCUUGAUGCAAGUUCAGCCAGGGAAGCGUGUGUCAUGAACAGCAUUGUACCUAAGGGUAUGGAUACCAGAAAAGCAUGCAUUGUGGAGUACUGUUACUUCAAGACUAUAUGUUCAGUUGGUGAGAGAUGCAUUGUCAGUAACUGUGUCAUCCAGGCACCAUCCUCAGGCUGUCCUGUCAGCAUACCUCCUUUCACAUUCCUUCACACAGCAGCUGUAAAGCCCAAAGAGGGUAGCACACUCUAUGUCACUAUUUUCUUUGACAUCCGUGAUAACCUCAAACGCGCUGUUCCCCAGCUUGAGGCAGCGGGUCAGCUCUUGUUCUUGAACAAAACCCUUCAGGUUGUGUUUAAUAACUUCAACCACACUUCGCUCCAGGCAAUUUUCCCAGGUAAUACUGCACUCUCCAUAUGGAACGCAAAGCUCUUCCCGCCCAAAGAGACAAUGGAACAGUCUUUUCAGACCACCAUGCAAUUUCUGGAAGAGGUACACUCUGCAAACCCGGACCCACAUUCCCUUGUGGGAGAAGGUUGUCUUUCAAUGGCCGACGUUCUCAAAUGCAAAGAUAUUGAAGCAAUGUUGAAAUACCGCAAGCAGCUCUAUUCUAUGAUUUUAUCUGGAUGAAUAAGAAUACAUGACCCCAAAGUGCCUUAUCUUCUUGAUCUACCCUUGCUUCAUUCUAUCUGCACGAGUGUAGUUUACAUGUUUUUCAAAGUUAAAGGCCCUGUCACAUUGCUUGGUGCAAGCCUUGCUGAUGAAUCAUGGGCAAUCACCCGCAAUUCACCUGCAUCAAAAGUUUUGAGCAUGUUAAAAACUUUCCUGCAUGUAAAUCUUGCAUGCGCUACUGAGGGGCAACUGCGUGUGAGAUGCACGAGAGAUACUGUCAAUGCAGGCGACCUGCGGAUAGCAAUGAUAGUCACCUGCAAGUUACAUUCAAGUCUUGCAUGGAACAAUGUGACAAGGACCGAAGGAACCUUUUUUAAAAGUCUCUGCACUUCUUUUAGCAGGAAUCCUGCUAUACAGUGUGUUUCAGAAAUAAGGAAACCAGAAUUCCCAUGUCUUUUUUCUUCACAGGCAAAUUAAUUAUUCCUCUACAUUUGAUACCUUAUAUGUGACGAGCACUUCACGCAUUAAUGAACAAGACAAGUUUUUAAUGUCAAAAUCAGGUUGCGCAGAAAAGUUGAAGAAGAUUGAUUCAUGAUGACGACCGUGCUUUUUCGUUUGUAUCCUUUGUUAAGUUUUGGUUUGGUUUGGUUUUAUUUUUCGUAUAAAAAUCACAAUAAAAUACAUUGCACAAGAUAUGAUAUUAAAUAUAAAUAUAUAAACAUGCACAAAAAAAUAUACGGAUGGAUCACUCUAUUCAGAGCCAUUGAUAUAAUGGCUCUGUACUUCCUAGAGGUCCAGUUCUUCUCACUGAUCCCUGAAAUGAGAGCGGAUCAGAUUCACACAUGAAUUUCUGCGCAAAUAAAAUCUGACAUGCCUCAAUAUUUUUUUUUUGUAAUCUGCCAUGCGCAGUCGAUGAUGUCCAUCUCUCACUAUUUAUUUUGUUCUUUAUUAUACAAUAAAAUAUUGCCAUUUUACAGAUUUGGUAGUAAUUACCGACUUGAGUGAACCAUAAAAUGUUAAAACAAUGCUAAAUCCACAUGCUCAGGGAGGAAUAAAACUUUGUCUCACAGGACAAUGAGGGCAAAUUAGAAU
Messenger RNA from Lytechinus variegatus (green sea urchin), 2967 nucleotides. RefSeq names its product fucose-1-phosphate guanylyltransferase-like. Lineage: Eukaryota; Metazoa; Echinodermata; Echinoidea; Temnopleuroida; Toxopneustidae. The transcript is spliced from 3 exons. Gene Ontology annotation, molecular function: transferase activity, transferring phosphorus-containing groups. The coding region runs from base 97 to 1893 and encodes 598 amino acids. The record is from RefSeq and is a predicted model, not a curated record.